GGGAAAUUCCCCCCUCUGGGACCUCUAGUGUAUGCCUCUCUUGGGGCCCCAUGUUGCAAUGGAAGGCAAGGAGCCAAGGGACUUAUUACCCAAGGCAGGAUGGGCCCCAUCCAGAGGUCAAUAAGAAGGAGCUGUGGGACAGGAGCUCAUGCCCAGAACCGAGUUGUGCCCUGCUGAGCUCUCUGCCACGUGCCAGCUGCAAUGAAGAACACUGUCCUACAUUGCUGGUCAGUCUCCUCCAGAGGGAGGCUGGCCUCCUGCCCAGAAGGCACAACCGUCACUAGCUGCUCCUGUGGCUCUGGCUGUGGCUCAUGGGACGUCCGUGAGGAUACAAUGUGUCACUGCCAGUGCGGAAGCAUAGACUGGACAGCGGCCCGCUGCUGUACCCUGCGGGUUGGUUCCUGAGGACGGUUGAUUGAGAACUGAGCUUGCCCUCCGAGUGCUGCCGAGGGAUGAGCUUGCCCACCAUGCCCUGCAGAGGAGGGAUGGGGAUGGGGAGAGCGCAGGGGGCAGGAAACGAGAUGAGGGUCUGGAAAUACACAAUGGGAUGAUGGUGGUGAUAAAGAUGCACGGUAAAGUGGACUCAGGCCUUGCGUGGCUUCUUUAGUGGAGAAGGGUGUGUGUUGAAAUUGUCGCACAGCACUGUGACUUUGACUCCCUCCUGCCUACCCUACCUCUCUGAUAGAGUCUCAUAGAGUCCAGGCUGGCCUCGAACGGUACUCACCAUCACAACCGAGAUAGGACCUUAGUAGGACCGAAGGUCCAGAGCUCUCAAGCCUGUCUUUCACCUCUGUGGAUGCAAUGUCAAUUACCUGUUUUUCAGCCAGCGGCACCCAGGGCACUUACACCCCCACGAAUACUAGAAUAUAAACACCCUGGGCAGAGGCUAUCUUUUUCCUUGUAUCUUGAGCUUAGAAUAAAGUCUAGCCUUGGUGCUAGUAAGUAUCUAUAGAGUGAGGGCUGGUGGGAUGGUUCAGUGGGUAAGGAUGCUGCUGCCAAGGCCGAUGACCUGAAUUUGAUGCCUGGAACCUACAUGGUGGAAGGAGAGAGUGGACUCCUGCAAGCUGUCUUCUCCCUUCCACAUGUGCACUGAGGCUCGUGUGCACCACGUGUGUGCACACAAUAAACACUAAUGAAUGAAUGAAUGAAUGAAUGAUGCAAUAAAAAUGUCUUUUGAGCCUGG
Molecule: messenger RNA, 1183 nt
Organism: Rattus norvegicus (Norway rat)
Lineage: Eukaryota; Metazoa; Chordata; Mammalia; Rodentia; Muridae
Source: RefSeq, a predicted model, not a curated record